AUGCUCUUCUCCUUUGUUAUCUCUCACUCGGCUGCGCUCCCUCUGCUACGCCCCAUCUCCAUCUCUCUCCGCACCAAACGAUCCUUCUCCUAUUCAAUUCGUACCAGUAUGAAGCAUCAUCUUAUGGUCGGCACCUGGACCCCUCCAGGUCGCAUCUAUACUGUCGCAUUUGACGAUGAGGCCCUCACUUUGGAACUAGUUAAGAAAACUGACAUUCCCGAGGCGGAGCCAAUCUCCUGGAUGACCUUCUCGCAUGACAAAAAAGCUAUCUAUGGCGCUGCUAUGAAGAAGUGGAACAGUUUUGCCGUCAACAGCCCCACAGAUAUUGUUCACCAGGCCUCCCAUCCCGUUGCCGGCCAUGCUCUUGCACCUAGCAGCGAAACCAAUACCCGCGCCAUCUUCGUCCUUGCCGCCCAUAAACCGCCAUACAAUGUAUAUGGCAAUCCCUUCUAUAAAUAUGCUGGUUACGGGAACGUCUUCUCUGUGGAAACCGACGGCCGGUUGGCCAAGAAUAUUCAGAACUACGAGUACGAGCCCAACACUGGGAUCCACGGAAUGGUGUUUGACCCUACCGAGACUUACCUCUAUUCGGCCGACCUACAGGCGAACAAGAUUUGGACACAUGUUAAGGAUGCUACAACGGGUGAGUUGACUCUGGUGGAUUGUAUUGAAGCCCCUUCACCAGGUGACCACCCCCGUUGGGUUGAGAUACAUCCUAGUGGAAAGUAUCUCUAUGUACUGAUGGAGGCGGGCAAUCGACUGGCUGUCUAUGUGAUCGAUGAGAAACGCCAUGUACCGGUGUUUACUCACAUUACAUACCCACUCCUCCCCGUCGGUAUGUUCACUUCCUGCAACCUUAGUAAAUUUUGUUCUAAUGGACCAGGCCUUCCCCCACGCAAUAAGUACCGUGGCGAUGUCACGUUCACCACCCGUAGUGGUGAGUAUCUCUUUGCCACUACGCGCGGCAAUUCGUUCGACAUCACGGGAUACAUCACGGCAUUCAAACUUGGCCCUCAUGGCAACGUUGAGCGACAGCUCUUCAUUCACCCUACCUCAACGAGUGGCGGUCAUUCCAAUGCAGUUAGCCCAAGUGAUUUUAGUGAUGAGUGGCUGGCCCUGUGUGACGAUCAGCUGGGAUUCGUCGAGAUCUAUCGCUUCCGUGACGAGACGCUGGCCCGAGUGGCCAGGGUGGAUAUUCCUGAAAAGGGAUUUGGUAUGAACGCUAUCUGGUAUGACUAA
Aspergillus tanneri is the source of this 1239-nucleotide messenger RNA. Its product is annotated as lactonase family protein. Lineage: Eukaryota; Fungi; Ascomycota; Eurotiomycetes; Eurotiales; Aspergillaceae. The coding region runs from base 1 to 1239 and encodes 412 amino acids. The transcript is spliced from 3 exons. Gene Ontology annotation, molecular function: protein binding; 6-phosphogluconolactonase activity. The record is from RefSeq and is a predicted model, not a curated record.